Messenger RNA from Colletotrichum fioriniae, 327 nucleotides. NCBI's taxonomy places the organism in Eukaryota, Fungi, Ascomycota, Sordariomycetes, Glomerellales, Glomerellaceae. The record is from RefSeq and is a predicted model, not a curated record.
AUGCAGCCAACACGACACCUCCUGAAGCGAUCCGUGUGGAAAGGACCUCACAUCGUCCCUCUCCCCAUCGUGCGCCCCGCCCCCGGACAGAAGGUUGUGCCCAUCCGGACGCAAGCCCGUUCCGCGACGAUCCUGCCCAACUUUGUCGGCCUCAAGUUCCAGGUCUACAACGGCAAGGCAUACAUUGACGUUACGAUUACGGAAGACAUGGUCGGUCACAAGCUGGGAGAAUUCUCGCCGUACGUUGGAAUCGAUCUUGGAAUAUUGAGGUUCUUGGAGCUAAUUGUUGGCAGGACGAGAAAACCCUUCAUCUGGUCCAGGAUGUAA